AUGGACGCCGUAAACCCGUCGUGGAAUGUCGUUACCAUUGGAAGGGGCAGCUUCGCCAGCGUCUGUGUCUUGACAGGACGCCCGGUCGCUUUCAAGCAAGUCCUGUUUCCUGAACAAGCGCUGGAACUCAAAGCCGAAUUCGAGACCAUCUGCAAAUUGUACGACCUCUGCGACACUGACUCGUUUUUCGCCAUUCCUCGUCCUCUUGCCUUUCUCGACCCCCUGUUGCCCAACAGCUACAUCUCUGCUACUGUGUCUCCUUUGCAGCAAGUGCGAGCUCGCCCCUUCAAGGAAGCACCCUUACCCAGUCUCUGCCGACUCUACUUUGGGAGAGUUCUUGACGUGCCUAUCACGGAUGGAAGGCCAACUCGCUUUUUCAAUUCCUCAAACUUUCCGUUAGAUGUUGCGAGAUACCUUCGUCUGGUUGAAACUGGUAAUGCCGAAGAUUAUCACAAAAUAGAGGAGAUAGCCUAUGGAAUGGGAGAAAUGCUGGGCCGCGUGCAUUGGUUUGGUGGAUACGAUGGUCGGGAUAUCGAAUUCGUGAUGGGCGGUGUGUUGCUGCUGCUCCUAACAUGGACGAUUUUUAUUCUGAUUCGUGUCAAGAUGCGACAAUGGUCGAAAGUGACGGCGGAUAUUCAAAAACUUGUUGAUGCGUUCUACACCAAUGAUCCUUAUUAUCCGCGUGCGCGCCCCGAUGAACAUCUCUAUAACCACUUUCGUCUGGGAUAUUUGGCUGUAUACCCAGAGGAGGCGAUUGAGAUUGCGAACGCCUUUCUGGAAGCCAUCGAAGCAGAGCAGGCCACUCGCGACUCCAGAAGGUUGGAAGGUAGGCUUUCUCCAAAUGUGGCAGAGGAGAGUGAAGCACUAAAAAAGUUAACACCCUCAGGCCGAGGUCCGGAGAAAAGUGCCGCCGCAUCAACCUGA
This is a messenger RNA of Laccaria bicolor S238N-H82, 924 nucleotides long. RefSeq lists its product as uncharacterized. The transcript has 5 exons. NCBI's taxonomy places the organism in Eukaryota, Fungi, Basidiomycota, Agaricomycetes, Agaricales, Hydnangiaceae. The record is from RefSeq and is a predicted model, not a curated record. The coding region runs from base 1 to 924 and encodes 307 amino acids.